Molecule: messenger RNA, 1749 nt
Organism: Geosmithia morbida
Lineage: Eukaryota; Fungi; Ascomycota; Sordariomycetes; Hypocreales; Bionectriaceae
Product: putative amidohydrolase YtcJ
Exons: 2
Coding region: 1-1749 (582 amino acids)
Molecular function (GO): hydrolase activity, acting on carbon-nitrogen (but not peptide) bonds
Source: RefSeq, a predicted model, not a curated record
AUGCUCAUCCUGUCGACUGCCGUCGUCCUGGUCGCCGCCGCAACCUUGCGUUUUCAGCAGCAGCAGCAGCAGCAGCAGCAGCAGCAACCACUCAGCUCUUCACCGGCAACGACGUACUGCUAUCGCUCCAUCAGGACACACGACCAGGACAGACCGACGGCACGAUGCUUCUCGGUUGCCAACGGAUUCUUCGUCAAAGUCCGGGAUGAGAUUGCGACGGAGGUCGAUGUCGACGCGGAGAUGCUAGAUCCAGGCCAUGUCAUCCCGGGCCUGUGGGACGGUCACGGCCAUCUCCUCCAGUACGGCGAGUUCCUCCACUCGGUCGACCUGUUCGGCAGUCAGUCUCUCGACGACGUACGCUCGCGCGUGAGGGCCUAUGUCGACUCCCACCCGGGAGCGGGCACAAAGGAACAGUGGCUCCGAGGUGUGGGGUGGGACCAGACGGCGUUUGGACGGAUGCCAUCUGCUAAUGAUAUAUCUCGAGACCCUCAAUUGAAAAACAUCUACAUGAUGCUUGACCGCAUAGACGUGCACUGCGCAUGGGUCUCGCAGCCGGUCCUGGACCUGUUGACCCCAUCCGACCUGCCGGAUUCCGUUCCCGGCGGCGAGAUCGUCCGCGAUCCGGGCAUGGGCGUCUUCUGCGAUAACGCCAUGGACAUCGUCACCCGGCUGUGGCCCGCGCCCUCGGACGACGUCAAGGCCAGCCAGGUCCGCAGCGCCAUGGCCGAGCUCAACUCCGUGGGCGUGGUGGGCAUGCACGACGCCGGCGCCACGCCCUCCACCCUACGCCUGUACCGUCGCCUCUCCGCCUCGUCGUCUGCCUGGACCGUCCGCCUCUACGGCAUGCUCGAGUGCGACAGGCGCAACACGUUCUGCCCGGACGACGCCCCCAGAGGUGGCGGCGACGCCAUGUUCCUCCCCGUCCGCAGCGUCAAGCUCUUCGCUGAUGGCGCCCUGGGGAGCUGGGGCAGCGCCAUGAUAGACCCUUACUCCGACCACAGCUGGACGUCCGGCUCGCUGCUCGUCAACGCGUCCGCCCUGACGGGCGUCACCAGAUCGUGGGCCGCGGAGGGGUACCAGGUCAGCAUCCACGCCAUAGGGGACCUGGCGAACCGGUACGCCAUCGACGCCAUAGAGGCUGCCCUGCUCGACCUGUGCGGCGGGGAUCGGAGCCGGCUGGCGGGCUGCCAGGCGGCCGAGCACCGCUUCCGCAUCGAGCACGCCCAGAUCAUCCACCCGGACGACCAGGCGCGCCUCCUCGGGCUCGGCAUCGUGCCGUCCAUCCAGCCGACGCACGCCACGUCCGACGCGCGAUACGCCGAGGCCCGCCUGGGCAGGGACCGUCUGUCCUCGUCGGCGUACCGCAUGCGCUCCCUGCUGCCUGCCCGUCCCGUCCUGGGAUCCGACUUCCCCGUCGAGCCCCCCAACCCGUUCCAGGGCAUCUACGCGGCCGUCACACGGCGGAGCCCUCGUGCCGGGCCGGCGGGGCCGGGUGACGGCAAGUCCGGAUUCCUGACCGACGAGGCCCUCAGCCUGGACGACGCCCUCUGGGGGUUCACCCGCGGUCCUGCGUAUGGGGCCUUCCUCGAGGACAAGGCCGGCGUCAUCCGCCCGGGCGCCUACGCCGACUGGGUAGUCCUGGAUGAGCCGUUGGAUGAGGGUACCGAUAUCGAGAGUCUGCCAUCGCUGAGGGUGCGCGAGACGUGGGUUGGUGGACGGCGGGUGUAUUCCCGACAUGAUGGUGCAUGA